This is a messenger RNA of Mytilus californianus (California mussel), 1131 nucleotides long. RefSeq lists its product as uncharacterized. Bases 23 to 1117 code for a protein of 364 amino acids. The record is from RefSeq and is a predicted model, not a curated record. The transcript is spliced from 7 exons. Lineage: Eukaryota; Metazoa; Mollusca; Bivalvia; Mytilida; Mytilidae.
UGUAUCAAUUUUAAAAUAGGAUAUGACAAAAUGUUAUUUUCUUUCAUCUAUCUCAUAUGAACAGCAACUGGAACCCCAAUUAUGCUCACCUAAAAUGCUUCAAGAUCCCCAUCAAGGGAAUGCAGACUUAGUGUGCAUUUGUGACAGUGAUAAAUGCGUGUCUGACUUGGUAACAAAUUCUUUAAUUUCAGCUGGACUGUCAUUUUUGUUUGCAUUGGCAAAUGGCGCUGUUUCGACCCCCAGCAGUCAUGUACUUGAUUGCUUGGGAACUCGUUGUUCUAUUGGUCAGAUCUGUUACGUUGAAGAUGGAGGGGGCACUUCAAUAGGAAGAUGUAUGGAAGAUCCAACAAAAUUUGGUACAAAGGUGAUGUUUGGUUGUUCUGGAAACACGUUACCCUGUUACUGCAAAACUGAUAGUUGUAUUACCACGGCUCUAAAAAUUACCAUCAUAGCUACAACUACUACAAGUACUACAUCAAUUAAAAGUACGACAAUCGCUGCGACAGUCCAACAUUCAGUGAAGACGACCGAGAACCCAUUAUGUAAAGACAAUGAUAAUAGAUGCGCUAUAUUCAAAGAUAGACUGUGCCAUGCUACCGCACAUGCAUAUGUUAUCGCUACAUGUGCAAAGACGUGUAAUAAAUGUGAUGAAUAUAUAGCAACGUUAAAAUCAAAGACAUUAACAACACAUCGACCACUUCUAAACGCACAAUCAACUUCAUCUGCAACAACAUCAAAUCCGAGUACUACGAGACAGGCUAAAUGUAAUAUAUGUGGAAACAUUGAUAGCUUAAUCCCUUGCUCUACAGAUGAAGUUUAUCGUAAUAUUACUUCGCUGUGUCAGACAGGUCAGGAUUUUUGCAUGACAGACAUUCUAACUGACAAUUUUGGCAAAGAACAUAUUUUCAAACGAUGUGUUACAGAACAAACAUGCCAUGCAAAAUGGACCAAUAAUUCUGCCAAGUUAGAUUAUUGUAGACAAUAUGGAAUGGUUAACAAUCCCAAUGUUCAUGAAUGCCAUUUCUGUUGCCAUGGAGACGGCUGUAAUUCGAACAUCAAACCACCAACGUUAUCUCUUGUAAAACCACCUAUAGCAUCUUUAUUUGUCGGAAAAUAAAGCACAAUGAAUUA